Molecule: messenger RNA, 1460 nt
Organism: Ochotona princeps (American pika)
Lineage: Eukaryota; Metazoa; Chordata; Mammalia; Lagomorpha; Ochotonidae
Product: zinc finger protein 416-like
Exons: 1
Coding region: 1-1326 (441 amino acids)
Biological process (GO): regulation of transcription by RNA polymerase II
Molecular function (GO): DNA-binding transcription factor activity; RNA polymerase II cis-regulatory region sequence-specific DNA binding
Source: RefSeq, a predicted model, not a curated record
AUGCAGAGGGCGUCACUGGAGGAGAACUGCCUGUUCCACGCACCUGGGAAGCCUUCUGCCCAGGAGGAGGUGGGAAAGGACUUCCCAGGCACGCUGAGUCUGUUCCAGCCCCCGGAUACUCCCAGCUGUGAGAAGCCAAACAUAGUCACUGGGGACAGGGAGUCCUUUCACACUGGAACAAGCCUUUGCAAGUGGGGUGAAUAUAAGAAAGCUAGCCACAAACAUGCUCUUUUUCACCACCCAAGAGUCUAUGCUGGAAAAAGGCUUUAUGAAUCUCCAAAAUGUGGAAAACCCUACCGUUGCAAGUACUCACCGAGUCAGCUCCAGAAGGUCCCCAUCGGAGAAAGGCCUUAUGAAUGCAGUGAAUGUGGAAAAUCUUUUAGCCAAACAUCUCACUUGAAUGACCAUCAGAGAAUCCACACUGGAGAGAGGCCUUAUGAGUGUGGCCAGUGUGGGAAGUCAUUUAGCCAAAGAGCUACUCUCAUUAAACAUCACAGAGUCCACACUGGAGAGAGGCCUUACGAGUGUGGCCAGUGCGGGAAAUCCUUUAGCCAAAGUUCCAAUCUCAUUGAGCACUGUAGAGUCCACACCGGUGAAAGACCUUAUGAGUGUGACGAAUGUGGGAAAGCCUUUGGUUCCAAAUCCACUCUUGUUCGGCACCAAAGGAUUCAUACAGGGGAAAAGCCUUACGAAUGUGCUGAAUGUGGAAAAUUGUUUACACAAAGUCACAGUCUGCUUGAACACCGGCUAAUUCACACUGGAGCAAGGCCUUAUGAGUGUGGCCAAUGUGGGAAGUCCUUUAGUCUCAAAUAUGGCCUCCUCCAGCACCAGCUGAUUCACAGUGGAGCUACGCCUUUUGAGUGUGACCACUGUGGGAAAUCAUUUAGCCAAAGAGCCACCCUCAAUAAGCACUACAAAGUUCACACUGCAGAAAGGCCUUAUGAGUGUGAGGAAUGCGGGAAAGCUUUCAUGUUCAAGUCCAAACUCGUUCGACACCACAGAACUCACACGGGAGAAAGGCCUUUUGAGUGCAGUGAAUGUGGGAAAUUUUUUAGGCAAAGCUAUACUCUUGUGGAGCACCAGAAAAUUCACACCGGAUUAAGGCCUUAUGAAUGUGGGCAGUGUGGGAAAUCCUUUAUUCAAAAGUCUGGCCUUGUCCAACACCAGGUAGUUCACACUGGAGAAAGGCCUUACGAGUGUGGCCGAUGUGGGAAGUCCUUUACCCAACAUUCUGGCCUCAUUCUCCACCGAAAAUCUCACAGCAUGGAGAGGCCAUGUGAAAGCAAGAGGGGUAAAGUCUUGAGUCCCAAAGCUAACAUCGUCUAGCUCCUAAAAAUUCAUAUUUGAAAAAGGCUUAGACACGCAGCAUAUGUGCCAUUUGUGUUAUUAUUUUUGUGGCACAAAUAGCUUUUCUGAUAUAGCCAUCGGUUUGAAGUUGAACUCCACACUUCCAAACAGCC